Molecule: messenger RNA, 1105 nt
Organism: Sabethes cyaneus
Lineage: Eukaryota; Metazoa; Arthropoda; Insecta; Diptera; Culicidae
Exons: 5
Coding region: 185-700 (171 amino acids)
Biological process (GO): septate junction assembly
Source: RefSeq, a predicted model, not a curated record
GGUUGCAUUCCUAUUCCGAUAGCAUACAUCAGCUUUGGGUACGUCGCGUGUUCAGUUGUUGGGCCUCCGAAAUACAUAACAAAUAUAGCGUGCGACAGCGUCUAUCACGACCCGUAGCCACGGAACGAUUGUUUGAAUAUUAAUCUAAGCGAAACGACAAUAUUCAGAAAUCUCCCGCUUAACGAUGGCCAGUACGGAACAGGGCGGAACUGAUCAAACAGACCGAGGACUACGGAAGGAUUACUUCAACAGCAGUGGCGCGGGGAAAUUCAUACCUCCAGUUUUUAAGUUGUUGGAAUUGGCCGUGGCCAUCAUCUGCAUUGGACUGAUCGACGAUCCAGCUAAUAAUUCUCGAUUUCGUGUAUUUAUGUCAGCACGCACAACUGCUCUUGCCUAUUCUACCUUCGUGUCAUUUCUGAUAUUCUCAGUGGUUUACCUGUUCGGAAAAGUGCUUCGAGAGAAUGUUCCAUGGAAGCUGCAGUCUCUACUGAACUUAACAGCAUUUAUCAUGUACCUUGCUACAGCCGCCUGCAUUUUGAGUGAUUGGUCGGAAACGAAAAAUAGAAACUAUUGGCCACCAAACACACAACGAAUGGAUUUUCAGUGUGGUGCUGGAGCGGUGGCAAUUGUCGGAGCGUUACUGUAUCUCGUUGAUCUGGUUGUUACCGUGCGACUUGGUAUUAAGGGCGACAUCGAAUAAUACUGCGGCACGCUGCUGCAGGCUACUCGGUUGUAAAUAUUUUUUCAAAAGCAUGAUGCACAAUAAGAUCCCUGUACCAGAUGUCCUUUGAAGCAUUCCGUCCAUUUUUUAAGAUUUUACAAAUUUUUCAACGCAAGGAACUUUACAUCUAUGGACCAAAAAGUAGCAUUAAGGACAAAUUAUUAUUAUGUUGUUUUCCAGAAUGUUUUCUUUUAAAUUAUUGUUGUUGCAAUUACUAACCCUAAAGCACAGGAAGCAAUAUACAUCGAACAUCUACAUCGUAAGAACGCAGAAUCUCCAAAAGUGCAUAUUUGAAAAAUCGAAGCCAUAUUAUUGACUUAGCAUUAAAAGUAAUGUACAAAAUGCACGGUUGAAUAUGACCAUUGAAAGCGUCGUCGUAAAUAA